AUGCCACACAAGGGGCAUUCAGGAGUGAAUCAACUUGGUGGUUUAUUUGUUAAUGGUCGACCUCUACCAGAUGGUACUCGGCAAAAAAUCGUUGAACUUGCUCAUCAGGGUAUGAGACCAUGUGACAUAUCGAGAUUUUUGCAAGUAUCCAAUGGAUGUGUAUCAAAAAUUCUUGCACGUUAUUAUGAAACAGGCAGUAUUAAACCACGUGCAAUUGGUGGUUCAAAACCACGUGUUGCCACGGCCGAAGUUGUACAAAAAAUUGCUCAAUACAAACGGGAAACACCUAGUAUUUUUGCAUGGGAAAUUCGUGACCGUUUACUCGGUGAUCAAGUUUGUACACAAGACAAUAUUCCCAGUGUAUCAUCUAUCAAUCGAGUACUUCGUAAUCUAGGCUCAAAAUCAUUGGAUUCAAUGAGUCAUGAAACAUAUUAUUCUGUUGACAGCAAACUUCGUGUAUUACAUUCACAACCGUGGUCAUCAUCAUCAUUCUAUGUACAACCGGGAUCUGCAACCACUCAACAUUUAUUACAUCAAUCAUAUUCAAAUAGUAGUGAUUCAAAUGACUACAAGCAUAAUGAUCGACAUCCACAAGAGCUAGCAGAUAUUACAGAUGGAAGUAAUGAAAGUAAAAUCAGAGAAAAUGAUAAUGAUGAAGCCGUUCGAGAACGUUUAAAAUUGAAAAGAAAAUUACAGAGAAAUCGUACAUCGUUUACUCAAGAACAAAUUGAUGCCUUAGAAAAAGAGUUUGAACGAACCCAUUAUCCAGACGUGUACGCUCGAGAAAAACUUGCACAAAAAAUUAGUUUACCCGAAGCAAGAAUACAGGUUUGGUUUUCAAAUCGUCGUGCAAAAUGGCGAAGAGAAGAUAAAGUACGUGGUCAGAGACGUCAAAUGAAUGAAGUAGGAAAUUUACGUCCAUCUGGUACUACACCACCACCAUCUCUCUAUCCGCCUACCUUUCCUCAAACAAAUUUAUCGGAUACAUACAGUAGCACAUUUGCAACAAGUUUUGGAGCACCCAUGACUGCUUCCGUUUGCAAUUCAUCAGGAUAUCCAUUUUUUCAAGGUGGUUCAGCACGAGGCUACGAUGCUUUGAGUUUCAGUUCACCAUAUAAUCGAUCGUCAUGCUAUGGUCCCGGUCAAUCAAACAAUUCAGACUUGACGAAAAUGCUUGGCAAUCCAGUAUACAUGAAUAAUGGCAAUCAUAAUGCUCAUAUGCCGUGGUAUCCACCUAUUUUGGCUUAA
This is a messenger RNA of Didymodactylos carnosus, 1248 nucleotides long. The record is from the annotation of a GenBank genome assembly. Lineage: Eukaryota; Metazoa; Rotifera; Eurotatoria; Philodinida; Philodinidae.